This is a messenger RNA of Culex pipiens pallens (northern house mosquito), 603 nucleotides long. It is a transcript of the gene QIL1, whose product is annotated as MICOS complex subunit MIC13 homolog QIL1. NCBI's taxonomy places the organism in Eukaryota, Metazoa, Arthropoda, Insecta, Diptera, Culicidae. Gene Ontology annotation, cellular component: mitochondrial crista junction; MICOS complex. The transcript is spliced from 3 exons. Bases 141 to 512 code for a protein of 123 amino acids. Gene Ontology annotation, biological process: cristae formation. The record is from RefSeq and is a predicted model, not a curated record.
UUACCGUUCCGUUCUGUCAAAAUAUUUUUCGUUUUUUGGCACUUUGCGACGAUCGCAUUACGUAAAAAGAAACAACAAAAAAAACGCAAAGUGUCACUCUCCUGGCUGGACCCCGAGGCAAAAUUAGCAAACGUUCGAUCAUGCUCCGGCUUACCGUGAAGACCGGCCUGGCCGGUGGAGCCGUCUACUACUCGCGCGAGGAAGGCAUCUGGAACGAAAAUACGGACCAGGUUUACGAGCGCUACGCGACGGCGCUGCAGCCCCAUCUGGCGUCGGUAAAGCAGCAAAUUCCCGUCGAGGUGCCGGCCCUGCCGUCGUCCGGUGAGGUUUGCUUCCUGACCAAACACUACUACAACGAGGGCGUGAAGAGUUCCAUCCGGUUCGUGCACAUGAUGCCCUGCUACCUGGGCCAGUGGACGAAGAAGGCGACGGAUGCGGUCAAGAAGGCGAUGGACGCCGGACCGGCGGAGGUUGCAGCCGUUCCGGCGCCUGCGGCACCGGCCAAGAAGUAGAGCGGAGCCGACGCGCAAACUGGAUGUAUUUAUAAUGUAAUGCUGGCAAACCAAGAUGGUUCAAAUAGAUGCAACAAAUUGAAGAAUUCGA